GGCUGCGUCUGUGGGCUCGGCAGCUGCGUGGUUUCCAGGCGCCGCGGGAGAGCAGCUGGGGAAGGCCGCCCAGCUGGGCCUGGCGGGGACGAGUCCCUUGCUUAGGACAGAUGAUUGGCAGAUGGGCAGCAGGGAGAGGCCCUGGAACCAGUGGUCCUCAGCCGGGUUGCAGGGCGUGAGACCGAGGAUCAGCGAAGGCGGUGCGCAGUUAGGAAGUAAAUCUCAGAUCUAGCUGCCAAAAUGUGGCACCUCUUGGCCACCCUCGGCUGCCUGCUGGUGCUGACCAGUGCGCAGAGCAGUGUGCGUUUCCCACCCAUGUCGGAUGAGCUGAUCGACUAUGUGAACAAGCGUAACACCACUUGGAAGGCCGGACAGAACUUCCGCAAUGCGGACCUGAGCUACGUGAAGAAGCUGUGUGGCACCUUCCUGGGUGGGCCCAAGCUGCCCGAGAGGGUUGCGUUGGCUGGGAACAUGGCUCUGCCCAAAAGCUUCGAUGCCCGGGAGCAGUGGCCAAACUGCCCGACCAUCAAAGAGAUCAGAGACCAGGGUUCCUGUGGCUCCUGCUGGGCGUUUGGGGCUGUGGAAGCCAUUUCCGACCGGAUCUGCAUCCACAGCAAUGGGCGUGUGAACGUGGAGGUGUCUGCCGAGGACAUGCUCACCUGCUGCGGCCUGGAGUGUGGGGAGGGCUGUAACGGCGGCUUCCCUUCUGGAGCUUGGAACUUCUGGACGAAGCAAGGCCUGGUGUCUGGUGGCCUCUAUGACUCGCAUGUCGGUUGCAGACCCUACUCCAUCCCUCCCUGCGAGCACCACGUGAACGGCUCCCGGCCCCCGUGCACGGGGGAGGGGGCCACCCCCAAGUGCAGAAAGAACUGCGAGCCUGGCUACACCCCGUCCUACAAAGAUGACAAGCACUUCGGCUGCAGCUCCUACAGCGUCCCCAGCAACCAGGAGGAGAUCAUGGCCGAGAUCUACAAGAACGGCCCGGUCGAGGGGGCCUUCUCUGUGUACUCGGACUUCCUGCUGUACAAGUCCGGAGUGUACCAGCACGUCAAGGGGGAGAUGAUGGGCGGUCACGCCAUCCGCAUCCUGGGCUGGGGCGAGGAGAACGGCACCCCCUACUGGCUGGUCGGCAACUCCUGGAACACUGACUGGGGCGACAAUGGCUUCUUUAAGAUCCUCAGAGGACAGGAUCACUGCGGAAUCGAAUCGGAAGUCGUGGCUGGGAUCCCGUGUGCUAAGCAAGACUAGAAGCAGAUCUAAUCUGCUGUGGGUCUGUCUGGCGGCCCUGGAGCAAUUUUUCCCUAAAUAGAGCCAUUUGGACUUGGAUGAGAUGGGGGCAGGGACGUCUUUUAUCCUUUGAACUCAGAUAAGACACAAGAGGUCCUACAUGGGCCUGAAGGACCCAGCUGGGCCAGGCCCCGUGUCUGCCAUCAGCAGUUCUUCCAAGGAGACACAGCCAUGGCCUGCCCCGGACGGACUGCUGUCACGGUGCAGAUGCCUAGACACGGGAGCCUCCACCAGACGCACGUGAGCGCCUUCCUUCCCCGCCGCCGCCGCCGCCACCGCCACCCAGCGAGCACAACAGAGACCCCCAGGAUGCACAGGUUUUCUUCCUGUCCGGACUGAUCCUCACACACCGGCCAGCAGUCCCUCCCAGCUUCCUAGAUCCUGGGUGGGUGGAGGAGAGACAGCGGGGCAGCCCUUUGGAGAAAGCCCUGUUCACCCAGGGCCCCCACAUCUGGCCAGCUUCGCAGCCUCGCUAGCUUUCUCUGGUCUGGUCUUUGCACGAUUCUCUUUUUAAAGUUUUAUUUGAGGGGCAGCUCAGUGAUCACAUGAGUGAGUCUGGUAGCUGGAAGAGCGGUGCUGCCUCACAGGUUGUCUCUGUAAAGCGGAGCUGGCUGGUGAUUUGACUGACUGACCCCCCCGCCCCAUACCAGGGAACUAGUUUGGGAGAAACCAGCUUUCAACUGUUUAAAAUCAUGGCUGCACCCUGUUAAGGACGUCUGUGCCCAUAAAGCGCCUGUCCUUCAACGUGAAGUCUGCAUUCUGCUGGGAUCUCAAAGAGCAUUUGUCACUGUCUAGACUUGUAGCCACUGUCCCUGCUCAUCCGCCAGAAUCAUGUUCCCAUGGACCUGGGGGCCCUUGAAACGCUAACCAGGGAAAUCUUGCCUCAGUUGAGUCGAACAAAAUAAAUACCUAAUUUUAACCUC
Molecule: messenger RNA, 2210 nt
Organism: Camelus dromedarius (Arabian camel)
Lineage: Eukaryota; Metazoa; Chordata; Mammalia; Artiodactyla; Camelidae
Gene: CTSB
Product: cathepsin B
Exons: 11
Coding region: 241-1248 (335 amino acids)
Biological process (GO): regulation of catalytic activity
Cellular component (GO): lysosome
Molecular function (GO): cysteine-type endopeptidase activity
Source: RefSeq, a predicted model, not a curated record